Molecule: messenger RNA, 3208 nt
Organism: Scatophagus argus
Lineage: Eukaryota; Metazoa; Chordata; Actinopteri; Scatophagidae
Gene: slc23a1
Product: solute carrier family 23 member 1
Exons: 15
Coding region: 65-2098 (677 amino acids)
Biological process (GO): transmembrane transport
Cellular component (GO): membrane
Molecular function (GO): transmembrane transporter activity
Source: RefSeq, a predicted model, not a curated record
AAAAAACCUCAUUUUUAACUGCAGAAUUAUGUAUAUUUUUAUUUUUUUGUAGAUAAAUGUUGAAAUGUCCUCCCUAGUAGCUCCAGCAGUUGGUCAGCAAUGGCAUUGUGUGUGUGUGUGUGUGUGUGUGUGUGCGUGUGUGUGUGUGUGUGUGUGUGUGUGUGUGUGUGUGAUGGUUAAUCUGUUGUUCAUCUCUGCGGACUUUCACCUGAACACUCACUAUCCCUCGUCUCUCUCUGUUCAGUAUUCCAUGCUUGAUCGUGAAAGAGCUGCAGGUGAAAUGGAAGACCGUCAGGAUCAUGACUACGUGGCAGAGGAGCGGGGCCACAAGCUGGACGGGGUUGACCUGCCAAUGGGAGAGGACAGAAAAAAUAAACAGCCAAUAACAGCGCUGAAGGCGGGGUCAGACAUGAUCUACACCAUCGAAGACGUCCCACCCUGGUACCUGUGCAUCCUACUGGGACUGCAGCACUACCUGACAUGCUUCAGCGGGACUGUAGCCGUGCCGUUCCUUCUGGCUGAGUCCAUGUGUGUCGGUCGAGACCAGAACACCAUCAGUCAGCUCAUUGGAACUAUUUUCACCACUGUUGGAUUCACAACUCUGAUCCAGACCACCGUGGGCGUCAGACUUCCUCUGUUUCAGGCCAGUGCCUUUGCUUUCCUGAUUCCUGCACAAGCCAUCCUCAGUCUGGACCGCUGGAGGUGUCCCAGCGAGGAGGAGAUUUAUGGGAACUGGAGUCUUCCACUCGACACCUCACACAUCUGGCAGCCACGCAUCAGAGAGAUCCAGGGGGCCAUCAUCGUUUCCAGUCUUGUCGAGCUCGUGAUUGGUCUGUGCGGGUUGCCAGGUUUGCUGCUGGAGUACAUCGGCCCGCUCACCAUCACUCCAACUGUCUCUCUGAUCGGCCUGUCUGUGUUCAGCACAGCCGGAGACCGAGCCGGGUCUCACUGGGGCCUGUCGGCGCUGUGUAUUUUGCUCAUUGUGCUGUUUGCGCAGUACCUGAGAGGCACAUCACUUCCUGUUCCUGUUUACAGCAGGAGGAAAGGACUGACCUCCACCAGAGUCCAGAUCUUCAAAAUGUUCCCUAUCAUCCUCGCCAUCAUGCUGGUUUGGCUCAUUAGCUACAUUUUCACUCUGACCAACCUGUUGCCGAGCGACCCCAAUCGCUAUGGACACAAGGCCCGAACAGACGCCCGUGGUGACAUAAUGGGUUCAUCGCCCUGGUUCAGAAUCCCCUACCCCUGCCAGUGGGGGUUGCCAGUGGUAACUGUUGCCGGGGUGCUGGGAAUGUUGAGCGCCACCAUGGCAGGUAUUGUGGAGUCCAUUGGCGAUUAUUACGCCUGCGCACGUCUGUCUGGAGCCCCACCCCCUCCGGUGCAUGCAAUCAACAGGGGAAUCUUCACUGAGGGCGUCUGCUGCAUUAUUGCUGGUCUUUUAGGAACAGGAAAUGGCUCCACCUCCUCCAGUCCAAAUAUAGGUGUUCUGGGCAUCACCAAGGUGGGCAGCAGACGGGUGGUGCAGUAUGGCGCAGGCAUCAUGUUCCUGUUGGGAUCAGUCGGGAAGUUCACUGCUCUGUUCGCCUCACUGCCGGAUCCGAUCCUCGGAGGAAUGUUCUGCACACUGUUUGGCAUGAUCACUGCUGUUGGACUGUCUAACCUGCAGCUGGUGGAUCUGAACUCGUCCAGAAAUCUUUUUGUUCUUGGUUUCUCAAUGUUCUUUGGUCUGACUCUGCCGACAUACCUUGAUGCCCACCCCAACUCCAUCAACACAGGCCUGGCAGAACUGGAUCAGAUCCUGACGGUGCUUCUGUCCACUGAGAUGUUUGUUGGAGGUUUUCUGGCUUUUUGUCUCGACAACACAAUACCUGGUUCCAGACAAGAGCGAGGUUUAGUCCAGUGGAAAUCUUCCUCCUCCUCCUCCUCCUCUUCCUCCUAUGAUCUUCCUCUGGGGAUGGGUGUGAUCAGGAGGACUCGCUGGCUCAGAUGGUUCCCCAUCAGCCCCUCUUUCAGAGGUUUCCGGGAGUCUGACAGCCCACCGCCCAAACUGGAAGUGGAGGAGGAAGCUGCUGACAGCAACCUGCCAAGUACCAAGGUGUGACUGAGCGGGAAUCAGACUUGUCAUUGAACUUUAGUGAAAUGAAACCCACAGUCGUGUCAGAGACGCGCUCACUAACAAUCGAGAUGAGCUGGACAAAGCGUUUGUGUGUCUGAGUUUAAUUCAUGUGUGGCGCUGAUGAUGUCAGCGUGACGUGUUUCAGGUCUCAUUCAUGUUUCUCAUAGACGAUGUCAGAGGUUGGAUCAAUAUGAAACUCUCCUGGUUGGAUCAUCAGAACAAAAGAUAAACACUAGUGUUAGUCAGAGUCAAAGCUGGACAGAAAAUGGAAGGACAGAAGUCAGAGAAAAAAAUCUGUGGCUUAAAUUAAUUCACUUCCAGCCAAUGACCACAUUACAGCUCUGACCGGCUUCUUCUCCGUGGCAGCAGGGGCUCAUGGGUAUUUCAAACGUAUGUGAUUGUUUCAUCGUCAGAGACCUUCAGAAGUUCCCUUAAAGAAACAUUUAAAACAGAAUGAGGAUAAAGCAGCAGCUCUGGAAACCCCAGGAAACUGUUCAAGAAAAUGAGAAACGUGUUUUUACAUUUCAUUCAUUUUUUAUUAACAUCAAAAAAUAAAUAGCAUUUUUAUUAUUACACAUGUAAGAGAGAACACUGUAAAAAACACUUUGUGGCAGAAAAUUGUGCAAAAAGUGAGAAAACUUUUUUUUACAUGAAUGACAGCAGCACAUUUAUACGUAUUUCAGGCAGUGUUACAUGUUUAGAAAUAAUUGUGUUCAUAAGUGAGACAGAAAAUCAAAAGGAAAACUAAAACAAUACAACUAUUAAUAACAACAACUGCGUUUAUGAAUCAUCUUUUAGUUGACACAAAGAUGUUUUAAAUUAAAAUAGAAGUGAAAUUAGUUUCAUGAAGCUUAAAUCUUGAAAUCAAACAUUUUGACUUCAAUAAAUUCUGGUAGUAAAUCUUAAAGACCCUUAAGUUCAGUACAGUCAGUGCAGUUUUUCUGCCAGAAAAAAACAGAAAACAAACCUGGUUCCCAGUACAGAAACCUGUGGAACACCAAAUUAACAGUAUUUGUAUUUUUAAAAUGUGUGUCAUAAUUCAAGAAUGACCAUCAUGAAUUCAAAUCCUAAUUAAAAUGUUCAUUUUUAUGACAA